AUGGGCUCGAUGAAAUCUCCUCUCCUGCUGCUACCAGUUGCCAAAGAAGAUAUCCCCACAUGUGUCGAUAUCUGGUUCAAAGCCUUCUCAACAGACAAGGACAUGGUGCGAAUAUUCCCCGAUACGCCGGGCUUGCGAGAAUGGACGGCGGGGUAUAUUACCCUUGAUCUCGAGACCAAGCCAUAUCAAUAUUAUGUCAAGGUAGUGGAUCCAGAGAUCACGGACGAGCGUGGUCAAGCUCAGAUACUCGCCUAUGCGAAAUGGGAUACAGCCUCGAUGGAAGUGCGAGGUCGACGAUUUCCGCCUUGGGCGGCAGAGACACCAGCGGACGAAGCUACUAGUGUUUUUGACUUUCUGAAUGGCAACCGGAGUCGUGUUAUGGGGGAUUUGAAGCAUUAUUAUCUGGACAUGCUCUGUACUCACCCUGAUUUCCAGAAGCGUGGGGCUGGUUCGAUGCUAGUUAAAUGGGGCUGCGAUUUGGCUGAUGAGGCUGGAGUGUCUGCAUACGUCGACGCGAGCAAGACGGGCGCGCCUCUGUACGAGAGAUUUGGCUUCGUUGAUCGCAGUCUACCUGAUCAGGGCAAUAUUGCUGCAAUGGGUCGUUUCAAGGGGACGUAA
Molecule: messenger RNA, 618 nt
Organism: Penicillium waksmanii
Lineage: Eukaryota; Fungi; Ascomycota; Eurotiomycetes; Eurotiales; Aspergillaceae
Product: GNAT family N-acetyltransferase
Exons: 2
Coding region: 1-618 (205 amino acids)
Molecular function (GO): acyltransferase activity, transferring groups other than amino-acyl groups
Source: RefSeq, a predicted model, not a curated record